Molecule: messenger RNA, 7913 nt
Organism: Taeniopygia guttata (zebra finch)
Lineage: Eukaryota; Metazoa; Chordata; Aves; Passeriformes; Estrildidae
Gene: WNT16
Product: Wnt family member 16
Biological process (GO): neuron differentiation; cell fate commitment; canonical Wnt signaling pathway
Cellular component (GO): extracellular region
Molecular function (GO): cytokine activity; frizzled binding
Source: RefSeq, a predicted model, not a curated record
CGCCCCGGCCCCCGGGCGGCCAAUGCAUGGGCGGGAAGGCACAGCCGGGGAAGGAGCCGGGAAAACAUCAAUCCCAACUUUCUCACCUUGACUGGAACCGAGCGCUCCCGAUGUGUCCCCUCCUGCCGCCCUCCCUGCCAGCCCAGCCUCCCCAGGAGGGCCGUCCGACGGCCCGGGCUCGCCUCGCCGGCUGCCUCCUGUCCCUGGCGGGGCAGAAACCCGAGUAGGGGGGUGCCCCUGGGUCAGUCUCCCUCGGUCCCUGCUGCCCGGGCCGGGCCGGGGGCAGGGGCGGCUGCGCGGCGGGGCUGGAUGCGGCUGCCAUGGGGCGCGGGGCUCCCCUCGGACCGUGCCUGCUGCGGGCAGCGCUGCUGCUCGCCCUCUGCCCCGCCGCCGGCAGCACCUGGAUGUGGCUGGGCAUCGCCGCGGCCGGCGGGCCCGAGAAGCCGGGCUGCGCCAGCCCUCCGCUGAGCCGCCGGCAGCAGGACCUGUGCGAGCAGAAGCCGGAGCUGAUGCCCGCGAUCCGGGAGGGAGCGCGGCUGGGGCUCCAGGAGUGCCGCAGCCAGUUCCGACACGAGCGCUGGGACUGCCGCUCGCCGCCCGCCGCCCGCCGCGGCACCGCCGGCCCCGCCGCCCUGGGGCAGCAGCUCAGCAGCGGCACGAAGGAGACCGCGUUCAUCUCGGCGGUGACGGCGGCUGGGCUCGUGCACUCGGUGACACGGUCCUGCAGUGCAGGGAACAUGACCGAGUGCUCCUGCGAUGUCACCCUGCGGCACGGCGGCUCGGCCAGCGAGGGUUGGCACUGGGGCGGCUGCUCUGACGAUAUCCACUAUGGAAUGUCCUUCAGCAGAAAGUUCCUGGACGUGCCUUUCAAGAACGUAACAGGCAAGAGCGGGAGCGGGCUGGUGGCGAUGAACCUGCACAACAACGAGGCUGGGAGGCAGGCUGUAGUAAAGCUGAUGUCUGUGGAUUGCCGUUGUCAUGGUGUGUCUGGGUCCUGUGCUGUGAAAACUUGUUGGAAAACCAUGUCAUCCUUUGAAAAGAUUGGCCGAUUUUUAAAGGAUAAGUAUGAAAACAGCAUACAAAUAUCAGACAGACUGAAAAAAAAGCUACGCAGGAAAGAGAAAAGCCAGAGAAAAAUACCAAUUGGGAAGGAGGACCUGCUGUAUGUGAACAAAUCGCCCAAUUACUGUGUCGAAGACCAAAAGCUGGGGAUCCCUGGCACUCAGGGAAGAGAAUGUAACCGCACCUCGCAGGGACCCGAGGGCUGUAACCUGCUGUGCUGUGGGCGUGGGUACAACACCCACGUUGUCAGGCACGUGGAAAGGUGCGAGUGCAAGUUUGUCUGGUGCUGCUACGUGCGCUGCAGGAGGUGCGAGACCAUGACUGACGUACACACCUGCAAGUAAGAUGCAGUACAGGAAACAUGGCCAAACCAUCCACCCUGUGUGGUGCACACAGCUGCUGCAGGGGCAGCAAUCACUCUUACCAUGUGGGAUUCCAGAGGGAUCAGCCUCGGGGGGAACAGGUACUACCAGACAAUGGGUAGUCCAAGCAUGCCUCGACUGAAACAGCUGAGUAAACAUCAGGCUGCAUGCAGGGACAGCUUAAACAGCAAAAAGGACUCCUGAUGACACAUUUGAAUGUGUUACUCCAUGAGCAGAGACAGAUGCUAAACUCUUCAAGUAUUUAAUAGACACAAUGUCCUGAAGAUCCACGUGGUGGGUAGUAGAGUGGAGAAAUCUCAAGAUCUCAUUAGCCUGAGAGUUAAGAGACUUUAAGACACAUUAGACAUAGUCCUCAUGGCUUUGUUUUUAAAACAGGGACUAGAUGGAUCCACUAGAUAGUUCAUUUCUGCAGACUUCAGAAAAACCCACAAAGGGAAAGAGUUCAGCUGUUGACCACGAAGCAUUUGCUUUGUAGCCGUUCAGAAAACUGCCUUCUGCAUAAUGUGCAGAAAAGCGUCGGGAAGCGAGGAGCAUCUGUGACUGCAGAGAGCUCAGCAGUGUCUGCCUGGAAAAGGAGGGUCAAGCUGUGCCCGGGGGAGAGAGGAAGGAGCCUCUCCUACCUCUCUAAUGUGAAUGGGGUACCAAAGAGCAACCUUAGGAUUUUUAACAGGUUGUCCUUCAAACACACAAGGGACAGGUCUGAGAAGGGACAGAAAUACAGUUUGAUAUUUGAAGGAAAUAAAACCCUCUGCAGGUAUUUCCCGAGUAUCUGAACACACAUUUUGCAAGUCAGCUGGUUGUCACCCCACUCUUGAAUUCUAUGCAAUAACCUGCCACAUUCAACCAUCUCACUGGUGGUUCACCAUCAUUAUCAAAAUUAACCACAUGAGAUUUAGCCCAAAGGAAUCUGCCAUAAAGCAACAGAUUUUUUAAAACAGAUUUUCUUUAUAGAAUCAACAGCUAGAAUUUUUCAUUAGGUUGCAUCCUCAGUAAGUUCAAUGCACAAUAUAAUUUAUGGAUUGGCUCACACCAUUAAAAUAUUUAAACUGUUAAUGAUAACACUUUCUCUAUCUCCAUAUGUUGGCUUAAUUUUAUUUUACAUCUGUGAAAGGCUGUUUAUUUUUAUGCAGUGAUUUAAUGCCUAGCUUAAAAAGCAUCAUGUGAAAGGAUUACUGUUAAUUGUGCAAAGAACUAUUUUUGAUAAGACAAGAAAGUUUAUAUUUUGUAAAUAUUUAAAUUAUGCAAUUUAUGUAAAAGCUUUCCACAACUAAUGUGAUAAGACUACAGCCCUUGAGAUUUGCUGGUUAGAUAUUUGUUAAUAUUGUAGUAGCCUUCAAUUGAAUUCUGUUUGCAUGUGCUGGGGCAAAUUAGUCAGAGAACUGCAUAAAUGUAAGGGCUUUGUACCAUCAGGGUGGUUAUAACUACUGCAGUUCAUACACACUGAUGAGAAACACUAUGAUUUUCUAAAUGGUCAGUUAAUUAGUACUUUGCAUACUUUCUUUUUUAUUAUUCUCUUAAAUGCAUUUUACAAACACUGAAAUCCCAGCUCCAGCAGUAAGUACUCCCACUGAAAUCCAAGGAACUUGGAAGGGUUUGCAAUUCCUUAACUUCUUCCAUACUAACAGCCAGUUUUUAAAAGCUUGGGACAGUUUGGCUGAGGCUUUCAAAGUUACUUUGAAGAAUUCAUUUCCUAGUCAUCAAUCAUUUUCCCAGGAAAGAUGGUGACCAGAUUCUGAACUGUCACUCUUUAUUGAAUGUGUAAGUCAGGAGGAAGGAAACAAAAUCUUCUGUGUUGUGGUAUUUCACUGCCUUAUGUGGAUUAUUUCAGGAACAUCAGUUCAGCAACAAUGAAGUCCAUUAUCUGCUGUUUGGACCUUUACUCCAAAUUUGGUCAGUCCAUCCCCAUUGGCCUGACCAAAUUAUUAUCUUGGGACCACAAAAAAUCUGCUUGGGGAAGGGUGCCCAGCAUGCCAGUAAGGCACUGUCACAGGAGGUUUCAACACCUUCUCUGUGAACACUUGGAUAGGGAAGACAUACCACAGUGGAAGACCCUGAAAAGAGAGCUGUGACCCCAGGUUGUUUCAGCAAUGAAGAUAAACCCACAAGUUCCUCAGGCUGUGCCACAGGACCAAUUGGCAGCAUGGAUGGGAGAUGACUAAACAGCACUAAAUCCUGAUAGAACAGUAUCAUACUCUCUGCUGAAACAAUACAUGGGAUAAUACAAUUUUUGACACAUAAAAUGACCUUGAAAUAUUAUUUAAACUCAGUAGUUUGUUGUUUUUGGUUUUUUUUCCCCUGUUCAUUGAUUGCAAGAUCAGCAGGAGAAAGAGAAUUAAGCUGGCUGCCUCCAGGGAUCAGAAACUUUCCAUAGCAUGGAGUGAUUUCCAUGGAUUUUACAUAGUAGACAAUGUAGUUGGACUAUUACAGUCCUCUGUGCUGAUCCCUACCUCUCUGCCUAUAUAUUGUAAUUCCCUGAAACAGUCUUCAUAUCUGCAUACUUCAAAUGACAAUAAACAGAUUAUGUUCAUUUUAUUAACUAAUAUACUACAAAACUUAACACAGGGUGUAGCUAUCUACAUGGUGGGUUAGGUCCUUUUGAGGUAUCUAUAAGAAGUAAGACAGAAAAGUCAGAAAUCAAGGUAUCCACCAGGUUUUUCAAUGGAUUCAACUGCAAAGACCUUGGAACUUGACACUGUACUGUUAAAAAAAAUGCUGAAACAUUCAAGGCUGAAAAGGAUAAUUAGAAAAGAUUGCUGUAGCAUUUGGUAGGAAAAAACAUUUGCAAGCUAUGUUCUACAGAAGUUAGCACACUCUUCCACUACCAUCCAUCAAACUCAAAGAGGAGUCAUAAUUCCUCCUCAGUCUGGAGUGCCUUCCUUCAUGUUUUUGCAUAAGGCUGUAGCUAUAGCAUGCUAUGGACAACACCCUAAGAAAGGAACAGACCUUUCUGAGGCAACCGGUGAUUACAGAUUUAGAGAUUAUAGCAUCUGAAAUACAAGAUUAAAGGUACUGGUUUGUGUGUUCUGGAGAGGAGAACAUAGGGCAAGGAAGAAUGUAAAGAUACCUAAGUGGCGAGUCAUCCAUUUUUAUCUUGCUAAAAAGUAAUUGUUUAUUUUCAGCUAAGAAGAUUUGGAUAGCACAUCAGCCAACCCACCGAGAUGAACAGUUAAAACUCAGAAGUGAUAUCUGAGGAAUCUGUUUUAACCUGAGUCUAUGAAGGAUGACUUGGAUCUUUGUAACCUCGAAAGGGAUAACUACAGAGGAGCAAGGAGGCAUAAAUGAAAUGCAUAGAAACAUCUCAAGGAGUACACAUUCUCUCUUGCCAUGCUUCACCUUUUCAGCCCGGAGGGAGGCAGGAGCAAGGUGUGGCUGAAGCUCUGUUGGCCUGUUGCUCAGAGGGUGAGAAGCAGGGUCUUUUGCAUCCCUUGUACAGCAUUAGUGACACCUCAUGAUAUCACUGAAAAGGUCAAGAGCUGUUCUCACACUUUCCUGCUUCAGCCACAAAGUUCCCAUCUAGCUCUACAGGUUUCUGCAAGUUUCUUUCAUGGGCCCCUUGUAUUAAGGCUAGGCAAGGGCCUUACAGCCUUAAAACUGAAGAUGAUUUAAUCAAUAAAAAGUCCUUUGCUUAGUAUCCACCUUAGCCACGACCUAAGUCAGUUAGGGAGGCAAUGCAGCCCUUCCCAUCUUUACACAGGAAAGUCAGUCAGCACUUAUGGCAGUAUUAUUUCCCCUUCUGAAAUUACCCACCUGGCCUCUUACUUUAUUAAUACACUUAUUCUUGAAAAAACAAGACUGCAGAAAACCCAAACAGUUCAGGAGACAUUACAUACACAUCAAGCAUUUAGCAGUCAAUUCAAUGUUUGAGAAAACUAAGUGCCACAGUAAGACAUCUGGAAAGCAAAACAGGCUGAGCAAAAUAAAGCUUUUUCCAAACUGGCAAUCAGGAAACCAAGGCUGUAAAAGGGUCUGCUUUUCCCAGAGGGAAAAAAAAAAAAAGCAAGCUGGAUCAUGAAAGACACUAGGGAAGGUGCAGAGGGUACAUCAAGCAGACCCUAUUAAUCCAUAUAAAGCACCACUAGUAAAACAGUUUAGAGCUGUGGUUGAAUAUUGAAGUCAUCUUCAGGUGCCUUGACUCCCAGCUGGGUAUUCUGCAGUGAAAAUUAAGUUGAAACCUUCUUGUGUCCUUCCCGCUCUCUUUUCACAGCUCUACUUUUUGAGGUAGACAUACCUCACAACCUGUCCCUUCCUUCCCUUGCUGCUCUGUUCUCAAGUCUGCAAGAUGCUACAAAUGUUUCCAUAUAGGGAAAUAUGGAGCUUUGUCUCACACACACAGGUAUUCAUGCACCUGUACCUUUAUCUUUGCAACUGAUUUCCUAUCCCCAGCUGGAGAGAGGCCAGAAUAGUCAUCUUUGUGCUUAGUAACUCAAAUGAAAUGCAGAAAGAUUACCAGAAGGUCCCACUGAUUUCAGAGUUCAUCUCAGCAGCAGGAUACUGUAACUUGCCCAUUCAAGGCAGAGAAGGCUGGACCAGAUCUUGCAGCAAGUCAGUAAAUCAUGGUGAUGGAGAAAACCAAGGAGACCCCAUUUGUGUGGCCAAUCCAGUAUGACUUUUAAAUAUUUGGCAAGAGUCUUAUUAAAUAUGAUACCAUACAGCUGUAAGGACAUGGCUUAGAGAGUAAGAGGAAGAUUUCAAUCAAAAUUUUAAGACUCAAAUUAUUUAAGAUGCAACAAAAAUGUCAUUGUUUUAAAAUACAUUGCUUAAAAGGUUUGCUGCAGGUAGAACUUUAAGGGGUUAAGAGAAUUAUGAUAUCUUUACUCAACUUGGAUUGCUAAUAAAGGCAAACAUCCUCCAUUUAAUUUUUGCAGAGGAAAUUUUAACUUUUUAAUUUGAAGAAAGAUGAAAUAUUCACUGGCGUUCAAAGCCAUAAGAAUGAAGACAAAUGUAGUCCAGGGAAACUACUAAUGCAGCCAAAUAGGACUUCUUCCUCUUAAAAACCUGCUGAGUAACUUCAAAAUUAUUUUGGGGUAUUAUUCUGGAUCGCAGCGUAGCCAAUACUGGCAUAUACACCAGCAGAACUGAAUUUCUGUUAAAAUUCCAGGAAUUGCACAAUUAGUGUUUCACUACAGCCUUAAGUAAUGAAAUAAAAUUUUAAACUGAUUAGAAAAGGGGAUUUUACUUCAAUGAAAAAAUACCUAUGAUUUUAACACAUCCUUCUACACAGGAAAACCUGGAAGAUUUAACAAAAGCAAUUGCACUGUAUCAGGUGCAUUUAUAGCUAUUUCACAUUACUAUCGAGGGAAACCCACAUUAUUUAAAAAGCUAGCUAAACAUAGAGAACAACUCAGAAUCCAGUCUUACUCUGGUAUCAGAGAUUAUUUAUUUUUCUUACAAGGUAAGUCUCAAUAUUGCUUGAAAUUUUUAGUGCACAGAAUUUGACUCAGAAAACAUCAACAAUAAUACUAUUUCCAAUGCCUCUGUUAAACUCACUGUGGGUUCCUGAAAAAUACUUUGUGGCUUUGCCCCACAGUACUAGCUUGAAGUUUUUGAGUAAUAUACCAGAAUUCAUAACACAAAGCUCCAGGAGAUUACAGCCAGUUCUCUGUCAGCCCUAAUUUUGUGAAUAUGGACAUGGUCAGUUAAUAUAGUAUAAAUCAGUUUCAGGAAAAGUUCAAGCUGGCCCUACUUAAAAGAAAUACAAGUUUAAAAAGAAAGCAAGGUCUUCACACAGCUCUGAUACAAGCUAAAGAAUAAGGCCACUUAAACUUGGUCCUUUUUUUUCCAUUCAAAAAAAGGAUGAUGGAAACAUUGUCAGUUAAGUUUGCAAGUCACACAUUGCAUAUCCCAAGACACACUGCUCUCUCUCUCUGACAUUCCACUGAAGAAGAGUUUGCCCCAGCUCAUGAGAAGUACUGUAGGUGGUGAAGGUGCACAGCUGUGUACCUGGAAACAACUCUCACUAGAAGGCAGACUGCUUUCUAACAGGCUCUUUGUGACAGGAAAUUUUUCUUGAUGUUAGAACUAAAAGAGGAAGCUCUUCCAUUACACACAUCCACUGCAUGACCAGCCACUGCAGCUGAACAGCCAUAGGGAGAAUCAACGGUUAAGCAGCGGUACAAAAGCUGCAAUAAAAAAUGAAAAAAUUAGCCACAGCACUGCUGUUUAAUGUGCCAGUCCCUUCCAUAAAGAAAACACUUUCAAGUUAAGUACAAAUUCUUCCAAGCUGCUUUUAAAUAUCACACAUAGUAUUUACAUAUUUAUCUUAGUUCAUCCCCUAAAGAUAGGGAAAAAAAAUCUAUUGUGCUUUUCAUAGCAUAUCUGUGUUAUACUAUCAUGUACACUUCCUUUGCUGAUUAUUCAGUUUUGAUGGGGGACCACAAAAUAAAUUUUUGGAUCACUUGGUAUUAGAAUAACCAAAUAGUUUUAAUAAAAAUUGACAAUGCCAUUAAAAAGGCAGAGGAUAAAAAAAAA